Messenger RNA from Cuscuta campestris, 1230 nucleotides. Lineage: Eukaryota; Viridiplantae; Streptophyta; Magnoliopsida; Solanales; Convolvulaceae. The record is from the annotation of a GenBank genome assembly.
GGUAAUUCAGGCGGAUGGGGAGUUAGACGCGGAUGUUGGACAUCGGGUUGGAGUGGCUUGGGCCAAAUGGCGGUUAGCUUCAGGGGUGUUGUGUGAUCCGAAGAUUUCGCCUAGAAUGAAAGAUAAGUUCUAUCGAUCCGUAGUCAGACCUGCUAUGUUAUAUGGGGCAGAGUGUUGGGCGGUUAAGAAGACUCAUGUGCGUCGUCUGCAUGCGGCGGAGAUGCGGAUGUUAUGAUGGAUGUGCGGGAAGACAAGGUUGGAUAGGAUUUCGAAUGAGGUUAUCCGACGUCAAGUAGGUAUGGCACCGGUGGAAGACAAGUUGCGGGAAGCGAGGUUGAGGUGGCUUGGCCAUGUGAGACGGCGGGAUGCUGACGCCCCUGUACGGAGAUGCGAGAGGAUUACGGUUAUCGGGGGAAGUAGGGGAAGGGGUAGACCUAAGAAGAAUUGGGAGGAGGUGAUAAGACAGGAUUUAGGACUUCUCGACCUGACUGAGGAUAUGGCCCUAGAUAGGAACCUUUGGAGAACUAGGAUUAGAGUAGCUGGAUAGGAGCUCGGUGUUGUAGAGGUUGUUUUGUAGUGUGUUGUAUUUGUUGGGAAUCUUUUGCUAUUGUUUGUACUUGUUGCUUGUACUUGGUGCCUUAUCUGUGCUAUACUGUGUUCUCUUCCAUAUUUUUGUGCAGGUGGAGCCGGGGGUCUCUUGGAAACAGCCUCCCUACUUCCGAGUAGGGGCAAGGGCUGCGAAUUCAGAUUUCCCUCUCAAUCUAGGACUCAAGUUUGAAUUGGAGUCUUCUUGCACUGCUGUUUCCGAUCUGCUCUCCCUCUCGCCCCUCUUCCGUCUUUUCUGGGUUAAUUGGAUGAAUGGGUCUAGUCCUAAUUUGGGCUUGGCCCAACUUCUUUAUUCUUCGAUUGGUUAAGCUGAAGAAGAGAUCCACCUGCGGUUCUUCCCUAUUCUCCCUAAUAUAGCCUAUGUUAAGACCUGCCCUAACUCUAGACCCUACUAUUCUUAACAACCCAAGGACCUGCCCCCAGAUUUAAUUAAAAAUAGAGCAUUAAGUUCUUUGGAAAACAUCACUUAACAACUAUGCAGUAGACUAUAUCUAUUUAACAUAGCCAGUUUGAAAACUCUGAUUAAUAAAAAUCGGGACUCAAGUUUGAAUUGGAGUCUUCUUGCACUGCUGUUUCCGAUCUGCUCUCCCUCUCGCCCCUCUUCCGUCUUUUCUGGGUUAAUUG